AUGGCACAAUCGAGUCAAUUUCUUGCUAUAUGGUCUGCGGCCAAGAAGCGGUAUGCCGAGGUGACAGGGAUGGAUAUGGAUGGUGAUACCUUUCCACACCCGUCAUCUAUACGUGAUCUCCAAGCCUCUCUGGACAAACAAAAUGACAAGUUCGAGGAUUUUAGGAAGAGGCGGGCCACAGUCUUUGACGUUUUGGAGGGAGCUUGUAAGCCUAUUGAGCUCGUCAGUAAUAUAGCAGCCGGCGGGGCCGCCAUGGCAUUCCCUCCGAGUACCCUUUGCUUCGGGGCUAUCACCUAUCUCAUUAAUGCCGCAAAAGGAGUAUCGGCAUCCUACGAUGCUAUCAUUGAUAUGAUGGGCACCCUCAAGGAUUUCCUAGUGCGAUUGACGCUGUAUGACCGAGAACAGCUUCCAACCGAACUUCAGGAGAAGCUUGCUGAGAUCCUUGCCACUUUGCUGGAGGUGUUCGCGCGAUCUACGAAGGAGGUCAAAAGGGGUGUAGGGGGAAGGCUUCUUUCCAUGGGCAAGCAUGUGCUGCGUGGAAACGACAAAAAGCUUGAUGACCUUGUCAGCAGGCUUGAUAAGAUGACAUUGGGUGAAAGCCAGUUGGUUGGCGUAGAAACGCUCACAGAAAGUAAACGGACAGGCAGGAAGGUCGACGACAUCUCGGUCACCCUGAUUGAAACGAAAACCAGUAUUUCCCAAGGCAACCACAAAAUAGGCGAGCUCAACGCCAAUGUGCUGAACGUGCGAGAAAAUGUUGGCACCAUUAUGGCGGUCCUAAACGAGUCCAGGGCAGAGGCGAAUGAAGGAAGGGACAAAAAGCAUAUUGACAAGGCAAAGAGCAUACUCGACCCUUCACCCAACCCAGAAGAUAUCUACACCGCCAUUGACAGAACUCGAGUUCCUGGAACUGGUGACUGGAUCAGAAAGGAGGCAUCGUUCCAAGCUUGGAUGAAUCAGGACAGCCCGGUGCUCUGGGUCAGUGGCAUCCCGGGAAGUGGGAAGAGUUAUCUCUCUGGGAACAUGAUCUCAUAUCUCGCUCGAGAGCACCCCCAACGUGUUCAACAUGCGUCACACACGUCCGUUGCGUACUUCUUCUUCAAAGAUAACAACCCGCGAACGCGAAGUUUCAAGCAAGCGUUGAACGAUCUUGCCUUCCAGGUAACGCAGAACGACCCAAUAUACGCCAAGUACAUUGCCUCCAAUUUCCAGUCGGCUUCGGAGAUUGAAACACUGCAAAGCAAAUGGCGACGGUUGUUCGUGGACUAUUUUGUCAAGAAGGAGAAAGUGGACAGCAAGGUUUAUCUGGUUCUUGAUGGCGUUGAUGAGGCUCUGGAUUCCGAGCGACAGGAGUUCUUAGAGCUUCUUGUAGAUCUCAAAGAUGCCAGUCCGAGCAUGUCCCGCACCUCGAGCAUAAAUUUGGUAAUGGUCGGUCGGCCACAAGUCAUCAAAGACAUCAACGAAGCUUUGGAGGGAUCGAUUCCUACAAUCUUUGUCGAUUGGCGCAAGAACAAUCAAGACAUCAUCAACUAUGUCAGAGCAAGCAUCAAAAAGUCCAAGGCGCUGAAGGCAACGCCGAAAGAUCUGCAAGAGGAGAUCAUGCGAACUCUGGUGCAAGGUGCAAAUGGUAUGUUUCUCUGGGUGGAUUUGAUCAUGCGAGAGUUGAGCAAGAAAUCUCAUGUGGGAACCAUUCGGAAGAGUCUGCAUCAGGCACCCAAAGGCCUCCGGGAGAUGCUACGCCACGUCUUGGAAGGCUUCAGUUCCAGUCUUACCGAGGAGGAUGCCGCUGAUCUGAAUUUGCUUCUCAUGUGGGUGACCUGCGCUGCAACACCAUUAUCUCUGGGACAACUCGACACGAUUUUAAAGCUACAGUUGCCCGAGGGAGAGGUCGUGUUGCUACUGGAAUCAAAGCUUCGCAAGCAGUAUGCCUCCUUUUUCACCCUCGUUCGUGAAGAUGGUCUUUCCACCGCGGAUCUACAGGCAGGGGGGUUAGCCUUGGCGUUUAACGAGGACGCUGGCCAGAGGAACGACGAAGAGGGACUCGAUGAUGUUGAGAACGAUACCGACUUCGACUCGAAUCGUGAUACUACAAUCGUCACGUUCUGUCACGCUUCAAUUGGUGACUUCUUCCGUGACAAGAGUGAAAUGAAGGCUCGAUCCGGACGUGAAGACCCUGAAAUAGGUGUCAACAUCGUUGAAGCCAGAAUCUGCACACUGAAGACCUGUCUAAACUUGAUUUGCGAUCCAGGCCUGGCGAAAAAGGCCGAAGACUCUGCAUCUUCCAUUAUGCUGCAGUAUGCAAAAUUGCACUGGCAUACUCAUCUUAAAGAAGCUGUACAAGUUUUGGAUGAUGUAGUCUCAAUGGAGAAAAUAGAGGUUGGGAAUCUACUGCUUAAAAUGCUACGUGAUGAGGCCGUUGUUUUUAAAUGGUGUGGUGUACCGGCGUCGUCAUUUUUUACUUUGGAAACCCUGAAUCCCAUACGCACGUGGCUGGAGCAUUCGGACGUACUUGGUCGACUAGCUGAAGGAGACCGUCUAUGGGUAGAAACAGCGAAAACAAAUCCGGGAGAGUACUACCGUCCGACUGCUAAGGUGUUUGCAACACAAUGGCUGGAAGAUGCGUUCUGGGUCCCUAAAAUAUGCAUGCUGGUCGUUCAUAACAUCCUAAAUAUCCUCCACGACCGCACGGACAACGAUAUGCCCAAGCCACUUGAGGCAGUCCCGAUCUCUGUCAUUUUGACCGCUGCGGAAUGGCCACAACUUGAGAAGACAGCAUUAUGGCAUAGAAGGCUGGCCAUGUGUCUGCGAGAAUACAAGUACUAUGAUGAAGCAAUGGAGCACUUUCAAGUAGCAUUAGAUAUCGAUCCAGGCAUGUGGCUAGCUUACGGCGGCAUGGGGACGACUUAUGCAGCCCAGAAAAAGUAUAAAAAAGCCAUCGAACUACAGAAACUAUCGGAUUCACUCAUAGAAGGGUUGGUCUCAGGUAGGUUGGAGACGAAAUCGAAGGAACAAGACAGCAGAUCCGGUCUUACUGCCAGUCGAGGGAUUGCCAACACCAAUAUCGCCAGCUAUUACAAGGCAACGGGCGAUUCUAAUAAUGCCCUGAAAUUUUACAGGAAGGCAUUCGAGUUCCAAAACCUAAACUACGAACUUGCAUAUAACUGCAUCGAGAUACUUGCAGAUAAGAAACAAGGCUCUCAUGACAUUAUCCAACUACUGAAAGGAAUGCAGGACAUGGUGCCUGGCAGAGACUGGUCAAGGCUAACAGCCAUGAUCUGGCAGUACUUUUGGUGGGAUGAGCCAUUCUUCAUCACUUGCAAGGAGACAGCCGAGGUCCUUGAUAUAUUGCCCUGGAUGAUAGAAGUUUACGAAGUCGCAGCAUCAACAGCAAGAAAGAAUCGCAACUCAGUGCUAGCUCUAUCUCUAGAGAUAUGUAUUUGCGAACUCUACCAAGCCGCCGGUUAUGCGGAAGAGAAAGUGGUUCGCAUGUGGGAAAGGAUUCUGAAAGUAACCAGCAAUCCCGGCGCCAUGGAAAAAUCGGACAUGCAGGCCUGCAAAGACUACGUUGUCACCAAAUACGCCCCAUAUUGUCUUGAAAUGGCAAGGAAGCUCGGAAGCGCCACGCCUGAAGCAAUGCAGUGGGUCGACAAAUUAGAAAAACUGUGCAAGGUCAAGCAGAAGCCUACAGCCGACGCCCCGGAAGUGAUUACGACUAACACCUCUGCCGUAUAUCUGGGGCUAUGGUAUCGUGAGACUGGUCGUGGUGAGGAAGCAUUUGCAUGCUUCCAACCUUUCAUUAAGGAAGCCCUGAUGAUUCUCUCGGAUGAUGACCCGGACAAUGAUGUAGGUGGCUUUUAUGACCUGGCUCAUGCAUUGGUGGCAGCAGGAGAUGAGGAGAAUACUGUAGCUGCUCUGCAAUCCCUCCAGCCGCAGUUGAUCGAUGAGAACCAGGAGGAUGGAAAUGCUAGUGCUGAUGUCGAGACUGACAGUAGCGUUGGCGAAGAAAAUGAUAAAGGUGGUGAUGAUAGGGGCGACAGCGAAGGGGGGGAGGGAGAAAAAGCUGAGCACAAAAGCAGUACGGAUGAAGACAUCAAAAGUACUCAUUCAAAUGAAUCCUCCAUGGACCAAGAUAGCGCUGGCGACGGCGUCAGCCGUAACGAAUUUCCCCUGUCUGAACUCAUGAGCCGCUUGGCGAAGGCAUCACCCGACGAUCUUUAUGAAUGGCCAUGGUGCUGUGACGGACCCUGCGGUCGCUCGUUCCCAAUUUAUGCUGAAGCAAAUUUGUGCCGCAUGUGCUUAUUAGAUAUCUGUGACGACUGUCUAAAGCUGAUCAAAGGUGGCGAUCCGCGAGCGAAGAAGAUAUGCAGUCCAAACCAUGCUUGGCUGCAUGUUGAUGCUCCAGAGCAGGAGGUGAGCAAGGGCCAGAUCUUGAUUGGUGGGAAAGCCAUCCCGUUUGAGGAGUUUAAGGAGCGGUUGAGAGUCAAAUGGAAGGUUUGA
This is a messenger RNA of Endocarpon pusillum Z07020, 4497 nucleotides long. RefSeq lists its product as uncharacterized. The record is from RefSeq and is a predicted model, not a curated record. Gene Ontology annotation, molecular function: protein binding. The transcript has a single exon. NCBI's taxonomy places the organism in Eukaryota, Fungi, Ascomycota, Eurotiomycetes, Verrucariales, Verrucariaceae. The coding region runs from base 1 to 4497 and encodes 1498 amino acids.